AUGGUAAGAUCGGAGAAACUAGAAAGGGGAUAUGUAAAGGUAAAUUGGGAUGCAUCUAUGGAUCUGAAGGGGAAGAGAAUGGGAAUAGGGAUUAUGAUAAGGGAUGAACAAGGUGAGGCUAUGGUAACAGUGUGUGAUCAAAAGCCUAACGUGAUCGAAGCAACAGUAGCAGAAAGCAUAGCACUGAGAAAAGCAGCAGAGAUAUGUGCAGAACUUAACAUACAAAGGGCCACUUUUGAAGGGGAUGCAAAGAUAGUGAUUCUUGUUGUGAAUGGCGAUGAGGAUGCUUGUUUCAAUUUUAGUCCUAUAGUGGAAGACAUUAGAUUUUACUUCAGUAGUAGACCAAAUUGGUCUAUACAGUUUGUACCUAGAGCCAAGAAUAUGGCAGCACAUAGUUUAGCUAAAAAAGCUAUAGUUAUGGAGGAAGAAAGAGUAUGGAUUGAGGAGGUCCUAGAAUUUAUUGUGGGAGUUCUAAAUAGUGACAAAGAUGUAAUUCAGAAAGUUUAA
This is a messenger RNA of Carya illinoinensis, 507 nucleotides long. RefSeq names its product 14.7 kDa ribonuclease H-like protein. The transcript has a single exon. Lineage: Eukaryota; Viridiplantae; Streptophyta; Magnoliopsida; Fagales; Juglandaceae. The record is from RefSeq and is a predicted model, not a curated record. Bases 1 to 507 code for a protein of 168 amino acids. Gene Ontology annotation, molecular function: nucleic acid binding; RNA-DNA hybrid ribonuclease activity.